Oppiella nova is the source of this 312-nucleotide messenger RNA. Lineage: Eukaryota; Metazoa; Arthropoda; Arachnida; Sarcoptiformes; Oppiidae. The record is from the annotation of a GenBank genome assembly.
AUGACUGGCAUUCAGACGGUCUGUUCCGGCGGCGGAAAGACAUACUUCCUGUCAAAUGAAGGACAGAGUCUGGUCCGACACAAAAGCAAUGUACACCUAAACGAGAGACCCUACGGGUGCGACUACAUGAACUGCGGUACGGCAUUCAAGACCCGCACCCACCUAAAGUACCACAAACUGACCCACAUUGGCGAGCGGCCAUUUGUGUGUCAGCACCGGUGGUGCGCUAAACGCUUCUCCCGUCGACACAAACUCUACGCUCACUUACGCACCCAUACUGGAGAAAAGCCUUUUCGGUGCGAUUGUGGGCAA